ACACCCAAGAGAUGGAGACCGUGACGGGAGGCAGGAUCAUUCUCAGCCUGGAAAUCGGCCUGAUUCUCUUUUAUGUCGGUGCUGCGGAUGACUGUACGGUCCUUGUCCAGCAACCGCCUUACCUCGAAGUGGCCCACACUCAAGGGGCCGUGACCAUUCAGUGUUCCUUCUCCUACAACGGGUGCAUUUCAGGGCAACCAAAAAGCCUGUGGUUUCGCUAUGGUGCGGACCAGCCUGAGAACCUAUGCUCGGACGGAUGCACUGGCGAUGCAGGCAAAUUCACAGUGAAGGAAGCCCUGACAGAGGGGGAAGUCUCCCUCACUAUAAACAGGGUGGCUCUGAACGACAGCGCCGUCUACAUCUGUGGAAUCGCCUUCCCCAGAUCCACGCAACCAGGAGCUAAGCGGACCGGAGAAGGGACCACACUGGUGGUAAGAGAAAUGAAGGAACUACACAGACUGCACAGCCUGCACAGCCUCCUGACAGCCAUUCUGUCGCUGCUCUCCGUGUACAUUACUGGUGCUCUCGUGAUCUUCGUGAUCCUCUCCAAAUCAAAAUCUAACUCUUUAAGAAACAAAGAAACCGAAGAUUCACAAAAGAAGAAGAGCGCCCGGCGUAUUUUUCAGGAAAUUGCUCAAGAACUAUAUAGUAAGAGACACGUGGAAACAAGACAUCAACCUGAGAAAGGCAACACUUACGAAAACAGAAGAGUGUUUUCCAACUAUGAAAGACCAUAGAAAUGUUUUAAUUUUCAAGUAAGUCACUGAAA
Molecule: messenger RNA, 769 nt
Organism: Neogale vison (American mink)
Lineage: Eukaryota; Metazoa; Chordata; Mammalia; Carnivora; Mustelidae
Gene: IGSF6
Product: immunoglobulin superfamily member 6
Exons: 6
Coding region: 12-737 (241 amino acids)
Source: RefSeq, a predicted model, not a curated record